Molecule: messenger RNA, 7818 nt
Organism: Podospora pseudocomata
Lineage: Eukaryota; Fungi; Ascomycota; Sordariomycetes; Sordariales; Podosporaceae
Gene: IRA2
Product: Ras GTPase activating protein ira2
Exons: 4
Coding region: 1-7818 (2605 amino acids)
Biological process (GO): regulation of GTPase activity
Source: RefSeq, a predicted model, not a curated record
AUGAAUGGUGACGCCCUGGUGGGCAGCCUGGUGGAGAGGCUGAGCUCAAGGCUCCCCCACCGUACCGGCUCGCCUACCUCUGAUUUCGCUCAAGACGAAGUUGUCUUGAAGACGCGCUCGACACUCGUCAACCUCAGCGCCCUCGGGUCCAUCGCGCUCGUUCUAGACGCCCUCCUGACCGUGCUCAAGGAGCAGGCCCAGCCCUUUCGAGCUCUUCUAUCCCACCCACCGCAUAUAAUACUUUCCGAGCUCUACAUCCUCAAGCUCAUCGCCGACUGCUGCGCCAGCCACUGGUACGGCUCCCAGAAUGGCCCGAUUACCUGCAGCAGCGAUGGAUCAAGGUCGGGGACAUCCUCCCCUACCUUGGCCGGCGAGGGCCCCUUGUCCCCUGCUCAGAGAGCCACCUUUUACCCGCCCGAGUCUCUGAGCGAGAGCCUUCUAGCUCGCGUGUUUGAGGCGAUCAAGGUGCUUUUUGAGCCCAUACCCGAGAAUUAUAUCCUCCCAGCUAAGACCAUCCUCGAUGACACCUCGGCCAAGCAUAUCACUUUGCCCACCCCCGAAGAACCGACUCGAACACCACUCUCCACCCCGUCGAGCGAACCCCCCGAGACGAGCCGGCUGCUGGGGGCUCAAGCAGCCGCGAUAGAAGCUCACAUCAAGCUCAUCGUGGAAUACGUUACGGCCUCGAGCUGGCCCAAAGCAUUUGAAUACUUCCGCAACGUCAUCUACGCCGUCCGAGCCAAUGCGCCACCCCAGGGCACCCCCAUCCCCAACGCCGCCGCCGCCGAAGAGGAACGCUCCGCCUUGAUUAUGCUCAGGCUUGUUUCGUUCUUUUGGGUCGACGCCCAGAAACUGAGUCUUGUUAUUCAAGAGUUUUGUUCCAGCUUUUUGCACUUUAGAAAGUCGUUUCAGAACACGGUCGCGGUGGUGACGCCGCUGUUGAUUACAAGGUGGUUGGACAGGUACCCGGAGGAGUUUAUUGCUAUCCAUUCGAUACAGAAGCGGAGGGAGAACGCGCCGGAUACGCUGUUUGACAUGACGCAGACGGUGGUGGAUAACGGGCGGAGGAGGGCGGUGCUGUAUCCGAUGCAGAUGACGUUGCUGUUUUUGCUGCCGGACGUGUUUGAGGUGGCGAGCAACAUGCGCGAGGCCAAGUCGGGGGGUAUGGCGAAGAAGGUGCAGUUUUUGGAGGGGUUGAGGAAGGCGUUACGGAAUCGGAAUGAGCAGGCUGCUUAUUGUUUGGUGCUGUUGCUGCGAGCGGCGAGGCAUUUUGACGCGGAGAGCGACAGUGCCUUGGUUUCGUACGCGAUGGAUGUGCAGGAUGAGGUGAGGGAUGCGGUUUUUAGGCGGUUUCCUCCGGGGAGCGGUGAGGGAGGGGGGAUGUUUGAGCAGGAUGUCAUGACGGCGGCGUUUGUCUCGUUGAGUCACUUGAACUUUGAGAGCUGUGUCGACUCGUUGGCUUUGACGUGUCUGGCGCCGAGUGCGCCGCACAGCUUCAAGAUUACGGUUAUACAGGCUUGUGCGUACUUUGCGAGGCUGGAGGAGAGGGGGAGGUACCAGCCGCUGUUCUCGGCGGCGAGCGCGUUCAUUCAGGGGCAGCUGCAUACCAUGAGUGAGCUGCUGCAUGAGGGGUAUAUCGAGGAUCAGGUUGGGCAGAGGAAGGUGUUGGAGAGUGGGGGGAUGGUGAGCAUGGUGAGCAAUGUGUUGAACUUUUUGGAUGCGAGCCCGAUGACGCUUUUUGAGGGGCCGCCGACCGAGAAGAGCGAGAGGGAUCAUUUUUAUGAGGAGAAUUUGGAGGCGUUGAUUAGCUGUAUUAUUGCGAGCGAUGAGGGGAUCAGGAGGUUGGCGACGGGGGUGGCGAGACGGUUGUUUGGGGAUGAGAAGUUUAUGAUGACUGUAAGGGCGAGUAAGGGGAUUAGUUCGACGGGGUUCAAGACGAACUUUUGGAGGUUGACGUCGCUCAUAUUGAUCUUGAUAUGUGAUAGGGCGAGGUGGCCGAGCACGGCGGAUGGGCUGAGGGCUGUUCAGGGGUAUUUGGAGUCGAGGCUGCAUUUGUUAACUUCGAUUCCGGAGUUGGGCAAGAUCUCCGAGGAUGUUCCUGAGAGGACGGCUGCUUCGACAAAGUUGGAGACGUUGUUUUUGCUGUCGCUUUGCUCGGCGGAUAUCGAAAUCUGCCAGAUCGUGACGUCGUGUAUAGGAACGUUUCUCGAGGAGUGCAGGCUUAUCGACACGACUCCUGCGACGGCCAAAUCAUCACUUACGCUUUUGCGCAACGGAGAGGUGUUUGGUGAGAUUUCGUCGAGGGAUUUCAGGUUCACUGGGCUGGUUGCGUUCCAAAAGAGAAUUAGGUCCCUCCUGAGGCGUAUGCAAUACCCUAGUGCCGGUAUUCUGGAUGCCUGGGAGCUGGUCUUUGAAAGAUGGCUUCAUUUGUCCAAGGAUCUGUCUUUAAUGGCAGUCGAAGGCGGACAAGAGAGAAUGGUUGCCGAGUGGCGAAAUUACUCGGGCUUCUUGGCCUCGCUGGGUGGUAUUUGCACGGCCGAGCAGGCCAUCAAUCACGAAGAGCCUUCCAUCAGUGGGCUACGAUGGAUCGACAGGUUGUCUUCUGUGAAUCAUGAGGAGCCGCUGUUGAGUCAGUACCUGAAGUUGAGCGUUCAGCUUCUGGCAUGCGCCAACGUCAGAAUUCGUGAGACCAUCAGGGAGGUCUUGUCAACCGAGGUCCCGCCUUCGCUGUAUCAGCCCCUUUUCAAGGCAUUGGAGACGCAGCUUGAUGUCCUCUUCACUGGGGCCAUGGAGCCCAGUGUCAAGGGGCAAGACAACGACAUUAUCUUUGCAGAGCAGUCCUCUUCUCUGCUGAAGGCACUGGUGGAAAGGCUUGAUACACCAACCGACCUCGGCGCGGCAUCCUCUCUGCAUCUCGGUGCUCUUUCUCUCAACUUUGCCAAGUUUCUGGAUGGCGUCCCUGACACUCCUUCCUGCUUGCGGGUGAAGAUCAAGAUCUGUCAGCUCUGCGAAGCUGUCACAAAACGAAAAGAGCAUCUCAAUCUGCGUGAUGAUGUCCGCAACCGCAAUCAGCUGCUCGAGUACAUCUUUAGCUGGAUCGCCCGGCCACGCUCACCACGUGGUGACAACACCGGCUACGGCAGCAACAGCAGUCGUGAGAACGAGAUGGUGCGUGUCCAGCGGGACCUCGACAGGGCCUGCCUCAGAGCUUUGGCUGAACUCACUUACCGUCUUCCUCUUCAACCAGGCGAUGGUCAGACAGAUGCUGGCACGAGUGAGCUCAAGUCACAGAUGUUCCACCAGUACUUCAACCGCUUCCUCUCGCUGCUCAACAUGGACUCGGCCAGCUCGGUCGAGUUUGGCAGCACUCACCGCGGUCAUCAGUUCACCAAAGAUGCUGAUGUAGCCACGCCUGCUGAUCUUGCUAUUUCAAUUUUAUCGAACCUUCUCAGUGCCAACAUCGAUGUGGGACUGAAGCAUUCGCUGAGCAUAGGGUACCACGAGAAUGUGGAGAUCAGGACGGCGUUCCUCAAGGUGCUUCAUAAUAUCCUGGUGCAGGGUACCGAGUUCAACAACCUCAGCGAUGCGGCCGUGAGCGAAAAGUACGAUGAGCUGAUUGAGCUGUUAAUCAACGACACCAGCUUGGCUACGGCGAUGAGCGCCGUCUGCCCAAGUCACGACAUGGACGAGCUAACCAUUUCGUUAUUGAACAUCUUUGAGACGAGGGGGCUCACCUUUGUGUUACUCGAGGCUCUCAUAAAACAAGAGGUCGACGAUACGGAGAGCGAGCCUGAAUUGCUCCGGAGAACGUCGGUGGCAAGCAAGAUGCUGUCCAUCUACGCCAAGUGGAAGGGCGUUGGGUAUCUCAAGGGCACGCUGCAGAAUGUGGUCGAACGGUUGAUGCUGACGUCCAGGGACCUGAACCUGGAGCUUGACCCGACGAGGGUGACGAGUCCGGAGGAGCUGCAGACAAACGCGGAGCACCUGCAGAUUGUGGCCAAGGUGUUUAUCGACAACAUCUGCGCUUCGACGGACAGCAUGCCGGCGACAUUUCGAAAGAUUUGCAACAUCAUCUCGACGACGGUGGUGCAAAAGUUUCCGGACUCAAAGUACACGGCCGUGGGGGCGUUUAUCUUUUUGAGGUUCUUUUGCCCGGCCAUUGUGGCGCCCGAGGCCGAGGGGUUGGUGUCGACGCCGCCGUCAAAGGAGAUGAGGAGGGGGUUGUUGCUGAUCGCGAAGGUGGUGCAGAACUUGGCGAACAAUGUGCUCUUUGGGGUCAAGGAGCCGUACAUGUUUCCGCUUAUUGAGUUUUUGACGAAUAAUAUCUAUCGGGUGACGACGUUUCUGAGGGAGAUUUCGGCUCCUAUGAGUAAUUUCGAGAAUCCACCCAGUGGCGAGUCGUUCGACUUUGGUAGCUGUGUUGGACUGCACAGGUUUCUCUAUGAGCAUUGGGACCAGGUUCGGUUGAGGCUCAAGGCGCAGGAAAGACGAGAGCUGGUGAGGUCGCCUUCGGGAACGACACGCGCUCGGUCACCUGUUUUGGAGCCGCUGAGGAAUUUGAUUAUGAAUCACUUGGGCCCGACGCCGCUGGCGGUUACUUGGAACAGGCCACAGAUCUCGGCAAACAGCCCACCGGCGUAUUCCAGGUUCCAAGACUUUAUGCUUCGCAAUGCUUUCCGUAGCACGGAGUCUUUCCUUACCGCGAGAGCAGUCUAUGAUGGUGGUGAGAGCAAGGACGGGCUGUCUAUCAUUUGCAUUAUUCUCAGGAACAUUGAUGCCGAGUCGAUUGAUUACGACACGCUGAUCUACUGCUACCUCAAGAUUGCCAGCAGGCUGUGGCAUCGUCCGUUUGGCCUGCUGAUCGAUGCCACCUGCUACAAUGGGCAGACGGAACCGAAGGACGAGCUGUUCCAAAAGCUCGAACAGCUGACGCCCACCGAGCUGUCAAAGCAGCUGGCACGGAUCUACAUUUACAACAUGAACAGCGCCUGCAAGAAGUGCUUCCGCCGCGUUCUCAGGAUAUCAACCCGGAACGAAGCCAGCGUCUUCAGCCCCAACAACGUCGAGUACCACCUCAUCGGCAGCUUGCAGGACCUGCAGGCGCACUUCCACCUCAGCCAGCUGCACCUCCCCAAGGAGACCAUCAGUGUGGUGACUGACACGCGAUACGUCUUUCAGCCCAUCACUAGGCUGUCCAAGUCCAAGGGCAAGAUUGACGUGGUCAUCAAGGUGGGCAGCCAGUUUGUUCAGGUGACCACCACCAAAAAGCAAGACGUCCCCGGGUUCCGCCUCAACACGACUGUUAAUGACAUUUUCCGGUUGGGCGACGUGGACGAGGCGCCGACUUCGAUCCAGACGGAGGAUGACUCUGCUUUUGGGUUGCGGGCGGACAACGGCAAGAUUGUCAUGUACUUUACCAGUCCCAAAAAGGCGGAUGUGCUGCAGGCGAUCAGGGCUGCCAAGGCCAAAUAUGGGAAAGAUACGAGAGCUCUCAAGUCGUUUGAUCGGUUGAUUCGACCGCAGGAUGUGCCUGGGACGUUGCUCAACCUGGCGUUGACGAACCUGUCGAGCGGGGAUCCGAGGCUGAGGCUGGCGUCGUAUAACCUUUUGAGUGCGCUGUGCAAGGCUUUCAAGUUUAGCGCCGCGUCGAUGCUGAUGAGCGGGAAGGACAUCUCCAUCCCGCCUGACCCGUCGAGGUUUAUUGUCGGCAUCAGCAAGAAGCUCGCCCAGGCGGAGCCGCAGCUGACGUCGGAUUUUCUGAAUGAGUUCUUUGUCGGGUGGGACAGCUUUUCGGAUGAGCAGAAGCCUCUUAGUUUGGAGUACAUGGCUCCCUGGAUUCCUAGCCUGCGGACGUCGCUCUUAGCGAGUGAAAGUGAGAGUGAUAAGGGGAGGGAGAAGAUUGCGGCGCUGUUCCGGAAGCUGAUUGAUAUUACGCUUAAUGAUCCGACGCUGAUGAAUACACUGGGGCAUUCGGUGUGGCCGGUUAUCCAAAGGGAUGAGGUGCUGCUGGACAUUUUGCUUGAUGAGAUCAUUAAGACGGCGCUGAGCAUUGGGUUCAUGGAUGAGCAGACGGAGGUGUUGGCUUCGGUGGCGAGUCAGAUUGGGACGAUCACCCUCAGGGCGAGGUUCAUCUCGCGGUUGAGGAAGGCGUUGAAUCGGACUUCGCUCAGGCCGACGAGGUCGUUGCCGGAUAAUGCGGUUUGGAACGAGAUUUGCGUCUUGCUUCAGUUUUGCAAGGCGUUGGCGUUUGACAGCGGGGUGCAGGCGCAGAUGUACCUGGCCGAGAUUUUUCACAUUGUGACGAUGCUGGCCAAUACUGGCAUGUCGGAUGUGAGGGUGACGGUGCAUCAGCUGUUGACCAACACGCUGCAUUCGGCGUGCACGCACUUUGAGCUGGACGAGGCGAGGCAGGGGAAGAUGAGGGCGACGUUGGAGAUGUUGUCGGACAGCAAGAGCGAGAUCUUUGUGAAUUCGGUCAUGUCGUUGAGGGAUGGGGCGUCGAUCUCGACUAAUCAGGAGGCGGGGAGCACGCUGGGCGCGACGGAGAGCCUGGCGGCGAUAUUGUUUGAGACUUGCUCGGUUGCAGCGCCGUCGGUGGAUUUGGCGAAUGCGUGGAGGUCGAGGUGGAUGAGUUUGGUUGCUAGCACGGCUUUUCAGAACAACCCGGCUAUUCAGCCACGCGCUUUUACCGUCAUGGGCUGUCUCGCGAGGGAAGAGGUUGAUGAUGAUUUGCUUUAUCAAGUCCUCGUCGCGCUGAGGAACAGCGUGGGCAGGUUUGGUGACGACACGAGCAGCGACAUGCUCGUUGCCAUUGUCACCUCCCUCUCCAAAAUGAUGGCCAAGCUCCCCUCUGCGUCACGAUAUGGUCUGCAGCUCUUCUGGCUGGCCAUGUCCCUCUUGCGACUCGUCCCACCAAACCUGUUCAAUUGCACCGCCAUGUUCCUCGAGUCGGUCCUCACCAACAUCAGCACUUCGGGUGACAUGCGAGGAGAGAAGAUGGUGCCCUAUCUCCUCCAGGGUAGGGUCCAACUGGAAGAAGCGGCCCUCCACCUCGACGAGGCGUACGGCAUUCACUUCAACGCGGAAAACUUUCACUUUGCAGCCUGUGCCUGUCUUGUUCGGGGCCUCACAGACGCAUUCACGAGGACAACAGCAUUGAGAGUGCUGUCCACCUUUCUAGAAAUGACAACCUGGAACGACCCGGCCCCACCACGAGGUAAUCCUUUGUCCUCGUCCUUUUCAACCGACCGAUCCAUCCGCGACCUGGCCGGGUCCCCUUACAUGGCCCUCAUGCUCGCCCGAACGGUAUCGAUUGAUGAAUUACGAGAAAAUCUCUGGUCGGUAGGCAUCAACCCAUCUGGUCUGUCGGAUUUGGUAUCACUCCGCUCAGCUCAGGACCUUGUCCUCCUCAAGGAUAAAGACUUGCUUCUCAACACGGCCAUCGAGCUGGUCGAUUUUCAGUAUCUGGACGAUGCGGUGCAGUACCGGAGUCUGCAGUGGCUGAACGAGGUUACGAGGGAGAGGCCGGGGGUGAUGGGGCAUUUGUUUGGGCAUGUGGGGUGGUUGCUGGAUGAUAUUUUUAAGCACUGCCAGAGUUCGACGACGUUGGAGGCGGCGCAUGUGCUGCUGCAGACGGGGUUGAGGUUUAGCACGCAGGAGCAGAGGCCGGAUUUGGGGGAGACGUUGGAGGGGAUGGGAUUUGGGGGUUGUGGAGGAGCUGCGGGAGUAGUUUUGGGGGUGGGGGAGGGGUUGGGUUUGGAGGGGGAUGGGAUGGGGGGGAUGAUGGGGGAGGGGGGGAGAGGAGGUGUUUUGGGUUGA